Messenger RNA from Argentina anserina (silverweed cinquefoil), 1599 nucleotides. Its product is annotated as transcription factor MYB101. The record is from RefSeq and is a predicted model, not a curated record. Bases 1 to 1599 code for a protein of 532 amino acids. Lineage: Eukaryota; Viridiplantae; Streptophyta; Magnoliopsida; Rosales; Rosaceae. The transcript is spliced from 3 exons.
AUGAUCAUGAGCAAUAGCGGAGAUGGAUCAAUGGACUUGAACGAGAUAGUUGCAGCAUCCCAGUUAAGAGGUGGGGCUCAUCAGCUUCAUCAGCCUCUCCGGGGGUUGAAGAAGGGGCCGUGGACAGCAGCCGAGGAUUCGAUUCUGAUGGAGUACGUGAAGAAACACGGCGAGGGAAACUGGAACGCUGUGCAGAAGAACUCGGGGCUGGCGAGGUGCGGCAAGAGCUGCCGGCUCAGGUGGGCUAACCAUUUGAGGCCUAACCUCAAGAAAGGCUCUCUCACAGCAGAGGAGGAGCGAAUCAUCAUCGAACUUCAUGCCAAAUACGGCAACAAAUGGGCUCGCAUGGCUUCUCAGUUACCCGGUAGGACUGACAAUGAGAUAAAGAAUUACUGGAACACAAGAAUGAAGAGACGCCAGAGAGCCGGAUUACCAAUUUACCCUCACGAGCUUCAACAUGAAGCCGCUGUUUCAUUUCAUCAGCAGCAAGUUCAUCAGCAGCAGCAGGGGCAUAACUCAAACUCGUCAUCUUCUUCAUUUUCAUCACUCCUUUCCUCCUCUCAUCCUCGAAAAGCAAAUUACAGCUCUACCCUCUCGCUCUCUCUUUAUGACCACAUGAGUUUUGAUGCCCCUCUCCAUAACCACCAUAACUCUCAUUCCCUCAAUUAUUCCAACACCACCAUGACGGCCCAGUUCAACGCUAAUGGCGGCUAUGCUAUCCCCCUAUCUCCUGUUUCACUGGUUUCCCCAUUUGGGUCAUGUUCUUCAGCUCUGUUCAACAAGGUCAGUGUUCCAAACCAGACCCUUCUGUCAACUCCAUCUCAAUACUACAACUCAGGUCAUGGAACAUUUGGUAACUACAAUCUUAGCCUUAGCUCAAUGAUCAUGGGGACUCCUACUUAUGAGCCAAUGAAUUCGGAGCUCCCUUCGAACCAAACACCACCGUACUCGCCAUACACCCCCACAAAACCUGCUUCUUCUGCUGACUUCAAUGGCAGUGAGGGUGUAAUGGAAGCUUCCGGCAACACCAAUGGCUACGAGAUUGAAACUUUAACCCCUCUAGGAAAGAGAGGCAGUGGUCUAUUGGAUGAUUUGUUGGUGCAAGCUGAUUCAAUGUCCCGAAACAAGAGAUCAAGGAGCGGAGACAGUUCGUCCGGCGAGUCAGGUAAAGACAAAUAUAUUGCGGAGGAAGAGAAUGAGUCUGCUGACCAGGAAGAGGAAGAAGAUAAUGUGCAAGAGGAAUCAACUUGGAAGAGCAGCGGUGAGAAUAGUGCUGAAAACCUAAGGGAUGGUAGCUCAUCUCCAUCAGUUGGGAUGAAACCAACUGAAGAUCCUCUGGAGGACAUGGACGAUGACUUGUUAAGCCUUCUCAACUUCCAAUCUACAGCACCAGUCUCCGAAUCGUGGUACGGGGGAAGCAUUUCUGACCAGGCUUCAUCAGGCAUGAAUGGUGCAAGUGACAUUAAUGUGCGUCUGGAUGUUCAGCAAAACACAUCGACUUAUGCAUCCACAGUGAACAUGAGUGCAGCAGAACCUGAUGAUGAAAUUAAGCGCAUCCUUCCUCCCUGCUUCUGGAAUAACAUGCCUGGCAUCUGCUAA